AUGAGUGAAUCCGAGGUACCCUUCAAAGUGGUGGCUCAAUUCCCUUACAAGUCCGAUUACGAGGACGAUUUGAAUUUUGAGAAAGAUCAAGAGAUUAUUGUCACGUCUGUUGAAGACGCAGAAUGGUAUUACGGCGAAUACCGGGAUUCCAAGGGUGACAUUAUCGAGGGUAUCUUUCCCAAAAGUUUUGUUGCUGUUUUGGAGUCUGAGGGUGGAAAAGAAGCUGAAGUAUCCCCGAUUGCGGGUUCCGCCCAGCAAAGAACCGCCCAGCCAGAAGCAGAACCAAAGUCUCUACCAGAGCCCGUUGCUUCUGAAACGAAAAAAGAGACUCCGCCAUCUGUACCAGUACCAGUGCCAGUUCCAGCUACAACAACAGUGGCAGCACAGGCCCAACACGAUAAUCGCGAAAGAAAUGUUCCCAUGGAUUCUCCAAAAUUGAAGGCUCGCUUAUCUAUGUUUAACCAAGACGUAUCGGAGCAAGUCCCUCUACCAAAAUCAACUCGCUUGGAUUUAGAAAACAUACCUGUGAAAAAGACAAUUGUGGCAGAUGCUCCUAAAUACUAUGUUCCCCCUGGAAUUCCAACUAAUGAUACAUCCAAUCUUGAAAGGAAAAAGUCCCUAAGGGAAAACGAAAACAAGAUUGUUCCAGAACCGAUUAAUCGUGCACAGGUGGAAAGUGGGAAAAUGGAAACUGAAAAUGACCAGUUAAAGAAGGAUCAGCCCCAGAUGAGCCUAAAAGAAAGAAUUGCUCUUUUACAGGAACAACAAAGGUUGCAAGCGGCAAGGGAAGAAGAACUCUUGAGAAAAAAAGCUAAACAUGAACAAGAACAUGAAGGCAGCGUGGCUAACAAGAAUGAACCUUAUGCAGAAACCGAAGAAGCUGAAGAAAAUGAAAGAACUGAACCAGAACCUGAAUUUAUGCCUGAAACUGAGCACAACGACGAGUUACAGAUGGAACCGCUGGCACAUAAAGAAAGCGCUAAAACCUCACACGAAGCAGAUGAAGGCACAGAUGAAAUAGAGAAAGAACAACUAUUAGAUGAGUACACAGAAGAAAACCAGAAAGUUCAGGAUCCACAAGGAAACGAAGAAGGCAGAGAAAACGUUCCUGAAGAGAGCAGAGGAAUCGUUCCUGAGGAAAGCGAGGUUGGUCACAUCAAUGAAGACGGAGAGGGAGAUAAUGAUGAGGAGGAAGACGAGGAAGAUAGUGAAGAAAAUCGGAGAGCAGCGUUGAGAGAAAGAAUGGCUAAACUAUCUGGCGCUAGUAGAUUCGGUGCUCCUGUUGGAUUUAACCCAUUCGGUAUGGCUUCGGGGGUUGGCACUAAACCCUCAGAAGAACCCAAGAAGAAGCAACAUAGACAGGAGGAGCCUGAACAGCUCCAAGAACAUCCUCGUGCAAUACCUGUUAUGCCAUUUGUUGACCCAAGUUCUAACCCAUUUUUAAAAAAAUCAAGUCAAAUCGAAAAAGGUCGCUUACCUGAAACUAAGACAUUGGAUCCUCAUGCUGCCCCAGAGCAUGAACAAAGGCAAGAACAAGGUACACACGCAUAUCACAAUUUAGCUGUCGGUGACGAUGCACAUCCUGAAUACUCUGACCAUGAUUCCGAUGAAGAUACUGAUGACUACGAGUUUGAGGAUGCAAAUGAUGGGUUGAGGAAACAUUCAAUGGUAGAGAAAUCUAUCCAGAUAAGUAAUAAUGAGUCAGAAAAUGUUAAUUCCGAGGAAAAUACUAGUCCUCAACAUCCGCUGAUGCCCCAUCGUACUACAGAAGCUCCACCUGAUAUUGCAAAUGUAUCGCAAAAGUCAACUGCAAAUGCUUUACCGGUCUCUCCCCCAAGAACAGGUGUUGCUCGAAACGGAUCGAUAAACUCUUUGACAGGGUCUAUUUCAGGGCAACAUCGGCCCACAUCCGUACACGAGCAUCAUGACAUACUUUCCACCAAUUCAUUUGCAUUGACAGAAACUGCUCAAGAUAUUCCAACGUCGGUUCCACCGGCUCCAAUUCUAAGUCAGGUAUCAGAUCCUGAGGAUAAGGCGCCACCUCAUCCAGCACCUUCAGCACCUCCAGCACCUCCAGCACCUCCAGCACCUCCAGCACCUCCAGCACCUCCAGCACCUCCAGCACCUCCAGCACCUUCAGCACCUCCAGCACCUCCAGCACCUUCAGCACCUCCAGCACCUCCAGCACCUUCAGCACCUCCAGCACCUCCAGCACCUCCAGCACCUUCAGCACCUCCAGCACCUCCAGCACCUUCAGCACCUCCAGCACCAUUGGAACCUUCAAUACUAUCACAGCGUUCAGCACCCCCAGUACCUUCAGCGCCUCCAGCGCUGCCUAAGCACAGCGAAUUAGAAGAGCAUGUCUCUAAGUCAUCGGCUCCUCCUCCUCCCGUAUCUGAGGAAUAUCACCCGAUGCCAAAGGCAGCCCCUCCACUUCCACGUGCACCACCAAUACCACCGGCUACUUCUGAAUCUGAGUCUGAACCAACAGUUACGUAUACACGUACAGCGCCUCCACCUCCUCCACUGCCUCAAAACGUUGGGGGGCGUACACAUUCAGUGGCAGGUGCACAACAGCAUGCACCAGCUUCCGUACUGCCUCGCACAGAAAAAGAACCACGUGCCUUACCACCCCCCCAUGUGCCUUCAUCAACGAAUCGCGCUGUGGAUUCCUUCCAUGAGCCAAAUACUGCACCAAAUGUGGCCUCUAUGAGAAGGUCAACGACGCAUGAUGUAGGCGAGAUGUCAAACAACGUCAAAGUAGAAUUCAAUGCACAAGAAAGGUGGUGGAUUAAUAAAAGCGCACCUCCUGCUAUAAGCAACUUGAAAUUGAAUUUUUUGAUGGAGAUCGAUGAUCAUCCCAUUUCAAAGAGAUUACAUCAAAAAUGGGUAGUGAGAGAUUUUUACUUCCUAUUUGAAAACUAUUCGCAACUAAGAUUCUCCUUGACUUUCGACAGUGCAAACCCAGAGAAAACAGUAACGACCUUUCAAGAACGCUUUCCAUCUCCAGUAGAAACACAAUCAACACAUGUUCUAGGUGAAUACGCUCAAAGAUUCAAUGCAAAAAUCGUAGAAAAAUCUCAUUCAUUAAUAAAUUCACAUAUUGGGGCUAAGAACUUCGUGUCACAAAUCGUAUCCGAAUUUAAAGACGAAGUUAUACAACCGAUAGGCGCAAGAACAUUUGGUGCAACUAUAUUGAGUUAUAAACCUGAAGAUGAAAACGAACAAUUGAUGAACGGCUUACAAAAGAUUAAGCCAGGUGACAUUCUUGUAAUUAGAAAGGCCAAGUUUGAAGCACAUAAGAAGAUUGGGAAAAAAGAGAUCAUCAGUGUUGGAAUGGAUGCUACUACUCCGUAUUCAAGCGUUGUUACCGAUUAUGAUUUUACCAAAAAUAAGUUUAGAGUUAUUGAAAAUCACGAAGGGAAGAUCGUUCAAAACAGCUACAAAUUAAGCCAUAUGAAAACUGGGAAGUUAAAGGUUUUCAGAAUUGUCGCGAGAGGAUACGUAGGUUGGUAA
Molecule: messenger RNA, 3516 nt
Organism: Saccharomyces paradoxus
Lineage: Eukaryota; Fungi; Ascomycota; Saccharomycetes; Saccharomycetales; Saccharomycetaceae
Gene: BBC1
Product: Bbc1p
Exons: 1
Coding region: 1-3516 (1171 amino acids)
Molecular function (GO): protein binding
Source: RefSeq, a predicted model, not a curated record